ACUCGGGGGCUGUGUGCGCGGCAGGCCCCGCCCCGCCCUUCCUCCCGGACUGAGCUUAAAACGCGAGUCCCGCUUCCAAACAGCCCCGCCGCUCAGAGCGCGAGAACCAGCACCAUGGCCAUGACUCUGGGUUACUGGGACGUCCGAGGGCUGGCUCACGCCAUCCGCCUGCUCCUGGAGUACACAGACUCCAACUACGAGGAGAAGAAGUACACGUUGAAGGGGGACGCUCCCAACUAUGACAGAAGCCAGUGGCUGAAUGAAAAGUUCAAGCUGGGCCUGGACUUCCCCAAUCUGCCCUACCUGAUUGACGGGGCUCACAGGCUCACCCAGAGCAACGCCAUCCUUCGCUACCUUGCCCGCAAGCACAACCUCUGUGGGGAGACGGAGGAGGAGAAGAUCCGCGUGGACAUGUUGGAGAACGAGGUGAUGGACCUCCGGAUGUUUCACAUCAGGACCUGCUACAGCCCUGACUUUGAGAAGCAGAAACCUGAGUUUUUGAAGGUGCUCCCUGAAAAGCUGAAGCUCUUCUCAGAGUUCCUGGGCAAGAAGUCUUGGUUUGCAGGGGACAAGCUCACCUACGUGGACUUCCUGGCCUACGACCUGCUGGGCGUGCUGCGCAUGUUUGAGCCCAAGUGCCUGGACGCGUUCCCGAACCUGAAGGACUUCUUGGGUCGCUUUGAGGGCCUGAAGAAGAUUGCCGCCUACAUGAAGAGCGGCCGCUUCCUCCCCACACCCGUGUACUCCAAGGCUGCCAUGUGGGGCAACAAGUAGUGCCCGUAAGUGCAGGACGCGGGAGCGAGGAGCACCGGGGCCUGGAGGGCAGCUGGGCGCUCUGCAUUCUUUCUGCUCCCCCCCCCCCGCCCCCCCCACAUGCCCAUUGGCUCUCCCGCCCUGCCUGCCUGAGCCCCAGCAAAGCCUGGUCAUACCUCCUUGUCUUGUCAUUCCCUCCUGGCCACUGGACUCAGGACUGACUGUGCUGGUUUUUUGGGGGUGUCCAUUUCUCCUCUGUUGUCCGCAAUGGCUGGGUUGUAGGGAUGUAUGUGUGGGGCGAUGGCAGGUAGGAUUGUAAGGUUUCUUGCUCAUUUCUGUCUUCAUGUUCCAUGUGCCUCAGCCUGGGGUCUGCAUGUGUGGAAUGCCUCCUGUAAGCCUGCAGGACUCUGUGUCACGGUUCGGGGGCCCUUGGGGUGGGGAAGGGGGUUGAGCCGUCCGCUGCUGGUGUGGGAUCCUAGUGGCCUACCUUCUGUCACCUUUCCCAGAAGUCUUCCUUGCCCUAUACCCUUCCCCGUGCUCUUACAACAUAUCUCAAUAAAACGCACCCCCUGCACUGUGA
Molecule: messenger RNA, 1333 nt
Organism: Myotis daubentonii (Daubenton's bat)
Lineage: Eukaryota; Metazoa; Chordata; Mammalia; Chiroptera; Vespertilionidae
Product: glutathione S-transferase Mu 1-like
Biological process (GO): glutathione metabolic process
Molecular function (GO): glutathione transferase activity
Source: RefSeq, a predicted model, not a curated record